AUGAUGAAUUUGAAUCGAACGGUGGUAACUGAAUUUCUUCUCUUGGGAUUUUCUACCUCUCCAGAGAGGGAGGUUUUACUCUUUGUGGCACUGUUAGCCAUUUAUCUGGUCACUGUGGUGGGAAACCUCCUCAUUAUCCUUGUAACUUUGGUGAAUCCCACCCUUCACACCUCCAUGUACUUUUUCCUCUCUAAUUUGUCUGCCUUAGAGGUCGGUUACACCUCGGUCACUAUCCCCAGAAUGCUGGUGAGCCUCAUCUCAGGGGACAAACGCAUCUCCUUUGCUGGCUGUGCCAUGCAAAUGUGCUUCUUCCUUUGCUUCGGGAGCACAGAGUCUUCCUUUCUGGCCAUCAUGGCAUAUGACCGCUACGUGGCAAUAUGCAACCCCCUGUGUUAUCCCAUGAUUAUGAACAAGAAGGUGUGUGUCCUGCUGGCAGCCACUUCCUGGACAAUCGGCAUCCCGGCCCAGAUAGUGCAGACCGGUUUGGUGUUCACCUUACCCUUCUGUAGCUCCAAAGAGAUCAACCAUUUCUUCUGUGACCCGGCCCCUCUGCUGUUGCUGGCCUGUGUUGAUACCUCCAUGAAUGAAACCUUGACUUACAUUAUGGUCACUUUCUUUGGAAUGGUGCCCUUUGCCCUGAUCCUGUUGUCCUACAUCCGGAUCAUUGCCACCAUCCUCAUGAUGCCAUCAGCUGAGGGUAAGAGGAAAACCUUCUCCACCUGCUCCUCCCACCUCAUCGUUGUGGCUUUAUUCUAUGGUUCUGGCAUCCUCCUUUAUUUACGACCCAGGUCCAGUGAAUUUCCAGACAGCGGAAAACUUCUCUCCCUGUUUUACACUGUUUUGCCUGCCAUGUUGAACCCUUUUAUCUACAGCCUGAGGAACAGGGAUAUCCAAACAGCACUGAAGAGAAAUACGUGGCAUAAAAUGGUUCCUCGCUAG
Messenger RNA from Chelonia mydas (Green sea turtle), 939 nucleotides. RefSeq names its product olfactory receptor 10A7. Gene Ontology annotation, biological process: G protein-coupled receptor signaling pathway. The transcript has a single exon. Gene Ontology annotation, cellular component: membrane. The coding region runs from base 1 to 939 and encodes 312 amino acids. NCBI's taxonomy places the organism in Eukaryota, Metazoa, Chordata, Testudines, Cheloniidae. Gene Ontology annotation, molecular function: G protein-coupled receptor activity; olfactory receptor activity. The record is from RefSeq and is a predicted model, not a curated record.